GUUGAGUUGUCAGAGAUAUCAUAGCUGACCUUUGAGUCAAGCAACACUUCAAGGGGUGGCUGCAGCCGGCUGUACUCAAACUGGUGCUUCCUUUAGAAAGAAACUUCACUUGGGUUCACAGGUUUUACAUUUGGUCAGGUAUCUUCUAGAUUAUGGAUUCGUAUUCACGCAGAGUUGUUCGAGUGUGUAACAGUCCUGCGUAGCGCUCAUGAGCGCGGAUGAAAUCUUUGAACAGGUGAGAGAGAAAACGCACAGAAUGGGGGAUAUCUAAGAGGACAGUUUCUGGAUAUGUAAACUUCUUCAGCGCGUAUGUAAACAAGGGAAGCCGAGCCCGCUCAUAUAAACAUGUGUGACAGCGCGGGCAGCUGCGAGCUGUCACAAAGCGACGCCAUCGAAUCCGAAACUCCCCCGGAUUCUCAGAUGGGUGAAUCCGAAGCGCUAUUACAUGGACAAAAACAUGCAGCUAAAAUCCAAAUGAACAACUCGAAUGAAUCCGGGUCCGGCUUCUCAGCGGAACCGAACCCCGAGGAGCGCGCGGCUAAAGUUGGCGCGCGCGCGGUGUCGCUCACACUCAGCGCUGCUGCGCGCAGGUCCAGAUUUCAGAGACAGCUGGAAGCUUCUGAACCAAGAACAUCGGCCGAGGUCCAGGAGAAAGGCUCCAUCACGCCUGCCAUGCGCAAAAAAUUCCUGAAGGACUUGUUUUUGAACUAUAAUUCGCAUAGUGGCCUGUCAACAAUCUUAUCGUUUAAAAGCGCGAGCGAGUCGUCGAAGGAUUGUGUGGACGGGACGUCGCAGGGUGCGGACGAGAGCAAUGCAUGCUGGGUACUGGACCCCACUGAACACGCAUGGAUGCUAUCGGCUGUGGAUGGAAAUUAUGACACUAUAGCAGAGUUUCUCUUGGAGGACGCCAAUUUAUUGACCAGGAAGGACUUUGUGAGUGGUUACACGGUUCUCCAUUGGUUAGCCAAGAAGGGGAAACACGAGACCUUAUUAAAGCUUCUAAAAGACGCUGAGAGGAAAGGGUACCCAGUGAACGUGAACAUAAAGGGCAGUGGGGGUCUUACACCUCUUCACGUUGCUGCUAUGCACAGCCAGUACAUGGUCAUAAAGAUCUUAGUCGGUGCAUUUAGUGCCAGUGUAGAUGCCAUGGACUACAAUGGAAAAAGGGCAUGGCAAUAUCUCAAGCAAAGUGCACCAGCAGAGAUGAAGGAGCUCCUUGGUGCAUGGGAUGAUGAACACACUAGGUGGCAACUAAAUGCUAAUAACAAUAAUGCAAGUUGUACUGAAGUAGCUUCUACAGGGGACUGCCAAAAGGACACAAACAGCAAAGACACGGUCACUGCAAAUGGGCUAUGGCGCUUUGGUUCAUUUAGAAAGUUACUCUCCCCAUUUUUCUUUGGAGGUAAGAACUAAAGGACAUCAGAAAUAGGCUAAUUAUAUACAAGAUAUUACUGGAAAUACUAGAAAGGUCCUGCCAAUAUGCUUGUAUUCAUAUAUUCAAGCAUAUACAAGUUGUCUGUUCAACAGCAUCUCUUAUAAUUUUAUGCUUUUAUAUUCAACUUCUAGCUAAUAAAAGCAGUGUAACUGUCUUAAAUGUUCAGUUUGUGUAUAUUCACCAUUCCCUGCAAGGAUGUUUAUGUAAAUUGAAGUACCAGAAAUGGCAUAUAAUGUGCUUGAAGCUGGAAUCUGAAUAUCAACCCACUGUCACUCAGUAUAUCAGUUGUUAUUUGAUAACUAUAUUACAGCACUUGAAGACAGGCCAAUACCACAGACCCAAGCACAAGAUCAAAUAAAGGAACAUUCAGAAAGAAA
Molecule: messenger RNA, 1812 nt
Organism: Pangasianodon hypophthalmus (striped catfish)
Lineage: Eukaryota; Metazoa; Chordata; Actinopteri; Siluriformes; Pangasiidae
Gene: sowahd
Product: sosondowah ankyrin repeat domain family d
Exons: 2
Coding region: 346-1413 (355 amino acids)
Molecular function (GO): protein binding
Source: RefSeq, a predicted model, not a curated record